AUGGCGGACGCCCUGCCGCCGCCGAAGCGGGGGUCCCUCCGCUCCACGUGGGCGCGAUGCCGCAAGGCCCGGCCCCAGCUCAUCCUCAGCCGCCGGCCCCGCCGCCGGCUCCGGCUCCUGCGCUGGGGCGGCCGGCGGCUCCUGCGGCGGCGGCUGCUGCAAGCCCAGGCGGCCGGCGCGGACUGGCGGCAGGGCUGCGGGCCGGCGUCGCGCUCGGCGGCUGCCCCGAGGCCCAAGACCGCGGUGUCCAUCCCGGUCCCUCAACCGGCCCCCAGCCCGACCCCCAGCCGGGCUUCCAGCCCGACCUCGGACGAGGACGCCGCCCCGAGUGGCCCCGCGAAGCUCGCCAUCCCGCCGCUGCGGCCGGCCGGCGCGGGCCGCGCGUUGCUGCUGCUGCCGCGGGAGCAGGUCUUUACCUUCAGCGGGACCUGUCGAGUGACCUGCCUUUACGGCCAGGUGCAGGUGUUUGGCUUUACCAUUGGCCUAGGCCAGCCUUCCCAGGACGUCUUCUCCACCUACACCCACUCUCGCCUGGCACUCAGCGCUGUCCAUUACUCGGCGCCUGAGAAAAGCAAGAAGGAGAUGAAGAGAGAAGCCCGGGCUUUGCUCAGAGCGCAUCUGAACCGGGAUGACAGGAGCUGGGUGAUGAAGAACCUCUCCCCGCUGUGCUCCGUGGUGCUGCUGGAAACCCUGAAAAGCUCCGCCGUGCGCUUCAUAACCAGCCACCCGGGCCUGUCCUACGUCUUCGAACAAGAGAGGACAACGUUCCAGAUUAAUGCCGAGUAUUUCGCCAUGAGGUCGGUGGGCAUUAAGAAAGAGAGGAAGAAAAACGGCCUGCAGUUAACCGAGAGCGUCCUUUCGGCGCUGGAGGAGCUGGUCAGCGUCGCUUGCGAGGAAGCGGACGGCUGCCCCAUCAUCCUGGUCUGUGGCGCUCAGGACGUCGGAAAGUCCACCUUUAACCGAUACCUGAUUAACCAGCUGCUGAACAGUAUUUCCUGCGUUGACUAUUUGGAAUGUGACCUGGGGCAGACAGAAUUUACUCCUCCGGGCUGUAUUUCUCUACUUAAUAUCACAGAACCGCUUCUGGGACCACCGUUCACCCACCAGAGGACACCACAGAAAAUGGUGUAUUUUGGGAGAUCUACUUGUAAAGACAACUAUGAGAAUUACAUUGAGAUCAUCAAGUAUGUGUUCAACAGCUACAAGAGAGAGUCCCCUCUCAUCAUCAACACGAUGGGCUGGGUGACAGACCAGGGCCUCUUGCUCCUCGUCGAUCUGAUCCGCUUGCUGUGCCCGAGCCACGUGGUUCAGUUCAGUUCCAGCCGGAGCAGGUUCAUGCCGAAACUCACCCCCAGCUACGUCGACGACAUGGAUGGCUUGUACACCAAGAGCAAGGCCAAGGUCAGAGACCGAGGCUUCUGCCUGCCCGAGUUCGCAGACAGCCUGGAAUUUGGUGACGAAGAAAAGGAGAGUCCGGCGGCCUUUUCUGGACAUAAGCUGAUGUGCGUCCAGUCGGACUUUGCGUUUAGAAAAACGCCAAGAAAUCGAGAGUCGCAUAACAGAGUUCUUCGGGACUUGGCCUUGUUGGGGUACCUGGGCCAGCUGCACCCCCCCGCGCCGAAACCUCUUCACCCGCUGCACAGCCUGACCCCCUACCAGGUCCCUUUCAGUGCCGUCGCCCUCCGGGUCAUUCACUCCGAUGUCGCCCCCACCCACGUCCUGUACGCGGUGAACGCCAGCUGGGUCGGCCUCUGCAAGAUCCUGGAUGAGGUGGGCGGAUACACCGAGGGGCCCGUCCUGCUCACGCAGACUCCCAUCUGCGAUUGCCUGGGCUUCGGGAUCUGCAGAGGGAUCGACAUGGAGAAGCGGCUCUACCACAUCCUCACGCCUGUGCCCCCGGAAGAUCUGAGAAAUGUGAACUGUCUGCUGGUCGGAGCCAUCUCCAUUCCCCAGUGUGUCCUCAAGAGCCAGCUUGGGUUCGAGGGGACGAUUCCUUACGUCACAACAGAUUACGAUAUUAAACUUCCUGGAGCGACAGGGAAGAUCGGAGCCAGAGAAGCCGAGGAGACGUAUGUAAAGAGACAACACCCAAAAGCGAGGUUCCAUCGGAAGGCACACUGA
Messenger RNA from Pipistrellus nathusii (Nathusius's pipistrelle), 2121 nucleotides. NCBI's taxonomy places the organism in Eukaryota, Metazoa, Chordata, Mammalia, Chiroptera, Vespertilionidae. The record is from the annotation of a GenBank genome assembly.